Molecule: messenger RNA, 3029 nt
Organism: Pomacea canaliculata
Lineage: Eukaryota; Metazoa; Mollusca; Gastropoda; Architaenioglossa; Ampullariidae
Exons: 2
Coding region: 282-1307 (341 amino acids)
Source: RefSeq, a predicted model, not a curated record
GGCCCGGGUACACCAGACCCCCCUGUCCCCCCCUCUCGUCAGGCCUGCCUAUACAACACGUCUCUGACGACAUUCAACACACACGCCCAUCUACACCUUCUCACACAGGUGGACCUCCUGGGGAGACCUAGGAGUCGCGCCAAACACUUGUCAGUCAAGACGAAUGCAGCCAUUGGCCUCGAUCGAGGUCCCUGGGUAGUCUAACCCUCAGGGUCCGCCCAACUCCACCCCCAACCCACCUUACCAAAGCUGCAGAUGACACUCGGUUUCCUGGUUGUUUCAUGCGUGCUGCAAUAGUUAUUAUCAGUGGGCCAGAGUUCAUCAUGGCAGGACGAAGACAUUCAGCCAUUUUCCGAACCUUGCUGCUGAUGGUGGUGGUGUACACCUUCUCCCUUGGGAUGUUGGCCACAUCUGACUAUUGGAAAGACAAGGAAGACAUUUUGACGAGAGACUUGGGUACAAGCCUCCUCCGUUCCCAUGAAGCAAACUCGCUCCUUACUGAGCGACCAGAGGCAGCUGCACCGAGCGGAGGAAGAAAGACAUCGCCCCCGCCGCGCGACGCCAUGCGGCACGUAGUGUUACCUCACCCCUACGCACAGAAAUCUAAGCUCGAGAACUCGCGCGCGAAGACAGGGGUAGAUUUCCACCCGGUCCGUCCAGGCAGUGCGUUUUUUCUCUAUUCCGCCCACCUGGACCUCUGGCCUGAGGGUGCCACUGUCACCAUCGUCGCUAUCGUCAAUCGGAGCGAGUAUUCGGACUCGGCGAGACUGCGAUGUGUGUAUGACCAGCCACCCCGGGUAGGUGAACUCAGGAAUGAUGAUGUGAGAAGUGGAAACGGUGGCGUUGUCAGUGGAAAAGUCUUUAUUUUACCUGAUCACCAUGGUCUUGAUUUCGCCCCCGCACUAGUUCACUGCCCUUUGGUCAGCUCGUCUAAAGACAAACGUCCCAUGAAGGUAGCCAUCAGCCUAGCGGGCGACGACCUCGCACCCAGCGAGCUGCACAUCCAGUACCCACAACCCCGGCGCUGGAAGUUUCUCAUCUGCUUCUCGCCCCUUCACAGGAAGUUUAACGACGCCAAUCUGGUGGUCCAAAACCUGGAGUUGGCUCAGAUUCUCGGUGCUGACCACGCCGUGGUUUACAACACCAGCAUCGGAUCCGACGUCGACAAAGUCCUCCGCUACUACGUCAGCACGGGCUUCCUGGAGGUCAAGGGAUGGCGCGACCCCCCUGAGCCCGUGCACUACAAGGCGCAGAUGGGGGCCAUCAACGACUGCCUGCUGUACGGCCGCAACAGCAGCGACUUCUAGUCUUCAUGGACUUUGACGAGAUGAUCGUUCCCAGGCACCAUGACAGCUGGUCGGAGCUCAUCCGAGACGUGAAACAUAACUACAACUCUUCGGCACUGGUGUCCUCGCAGAAAGGUUCCCUCACACACAUGAACGAUGCCCUGGUCACAGCCCUCAGGGCUCCGCGAAAGGUCAACACGACGACUGGAGCGACACCUCCAGGACAGGGCUCCCUAGACCGCUCAAGGGAGGACAACUCCUCGUCAUCGGCCAGCCCUGGGGCUUAUGCAUUCGUCAGCAGCGUGUUCCUCUGGGACAAUGUUACAAAUUUAACUGCUGAAGAUUUGAAGUUAGCCAAUCAGCUCCAUGUCACUUUUCUCCUGAAGCAAAGGCGAACUGUGCAGAUAUGGCCAGACCGCUCCAAGAACAUUGUGGAUCCCCGGACGGUGAAAAUCAUGGGCAUCCAUAGAGUCCACACAUUCCUCAACCAUCACACCACGCUUCUGGUGAACGAGACCGUGGCUCUACUGCAGCAUUACCGUUGGUUUUCUCCUAGUGUCCCCACUGUCAAAGACAUUGGUGUUCUGCGAUUCGCACCAGGGCUUGUCAGAAGAAUUAAAAACGUGAAAGAGAAACUAGACUAAAUGCGUGAACCCCCAAAAUAAAAAGUGUACAGGAGAAAUAAAAGGAAUAUAUCAAAGAUCAAAGUUUUUCUUUCAAUUACAAUUUUUUUCAAUGACAUGCGCACAGCAAGUAAGUCACCAUGAUGUGUUUAUACAGACUGCUGAUUCCUGUCCAAACGUUCGAGGCAAGCGAUUUAACACUGAAGUCACAAAUGUUUUCAGCGAGAGAAAACAAUUCAAUCGUAAAUAUAUUAUCAACAGGUGACGGAUUUUAUGUAUUGUAAACAGCAUGGUAUAUCAUCAUAUCUCACGAGAUAAGAAGAAGGAAAAGUGUCAAAAGAGGGGUAAGGGAUUCAAUGAGUGCCUUCCUAACCAGAUCUUUUGGAGGAAAUAAAAUAUUAAUGGGGGAGAGAGAAAGUCCUCACAAAGUCUUCAAAAAUACAGCAAACAGUUUUAGUGUCGUCUGACUGAUAACACGACUGACAGGCUCCUAUUAAGAGAUUGUCUAUCAUCUUCAACGAGUGUCUGGCGAGAUAAGGAGAUGGAAAAGUGUUGAGUGAGGUAGGGACUUCAAUGAGUACCUUGGUACUCCGUUCAAUCUGAGGAAAUCAAAAGAGUACGAGGGAUAGAAGAACGUCCUCGCAAAGCCUGUAAAAAUACAGAGAAGGGUUUUACUGUCGUCUGCCUGACAACGAUUUGCGGGUACCUAGCAGGACAUUUUGUGUUUCUGGGGUCUUCAAGGAGUGUCUGGCGAGAUCACCUUGGAACCCUGUCCAGGCCAUGGUACCUUCAGAGAUCGGCUCAUCGUCAUGGAAACCUCGUUGGAGACAUCAGUGUUUCGAUUUGCUUAUUGUUUAGUGAUCUCACUGUGCACUCACUAUGUAACCGAUAGAUGUCCAGAGAGACAUGUGUGUGUGUUACAAUUAAGAACCUAGACUGCAACUAACGGUUAUCCCACACACUAUCACUGCUAAUAACCGACUAUGAAAAUAGAAAUUAUUAUGAUCGAAGACAGCAUUGUAUCUGGUGUAAAAGUAACUUCAUCUUUCAUCAGAAAAGCGUCAAAAUAGCAACGGAAUGACUAGGAAGAAUAAAUGAACGGAGUAAAUCGUGAAUGUUU